Messenger RNA from Bactrocera oleae (olive fruit fly), 2377 nucleotides. It is a transcript of the gene Cpr67B, whose product is annotated as Cuticular protein 67B. Gene Ontology annotation, cellular component: chitin-based extracellular matrix. The record is from RefSeq and is a predicted model, not a curated record. Gene Ontology annotation, molecular function: structural constituent of chitin-based larval cuticle. NCBI's taxonomy places the organism in Eukaryota, Metazoa, Arthropoda, Insecta, Diptera, Tephritidae.
CGCAAAACUAUAAAGAUUUAAACGAAAAAUAAACAUUAUUAGAAUCUCAAAUAUAUACAUAGUAAGAUACAAUUGUAUGUAGUUUUUGUAACCGCUCGAAUUGCGUAGACGAGUGCAUAAAAGUCCAAUGGAAGUAGCUUUGAUCACUAGAUGAGAGGUCAGAUAUAAUUAUAUAUAUGUAUACAAAUGUACAUAUUUAUCAACGGCGAGUUGUUUAUAUUAACGAAAUAUUAGAAUUUGUGUCUGAGCAAGAAACCGGCAUUAUUCUCUUGAAAUUUUGACACUGUCGACGGAUGAGACGGAGAUGAUGCUGUCUGAUUAGCUGGGAGAAUCUUCAUUUAAAACAAGUUUUUUGCAUAUUCACAUUUUGUGAGUUCUAUAGAAUUUGUAAAAGGUUUUUACGUUUUAUCUCAAUUUGCUUAUCUUCAAUAUAAGACGCGAUCAAUUUUGAGAUUUCACACUAUUCUCGAAAUAACUACAGUUGUGUAAAGUAAUAAAGACAAUACGUUAAGUAUUUUAUUAUAUAUAUUUAAAUAGAUUCACGCAGAAAAUAACAAGAUGAAAUUAAGAAUCUUUCCCGUUUUCUUGUUGGCUCUAGCAAGUCCGCUUCUUGCUGAAAAUAUCUUCAAGAUUAAUAUUUCACCAGAGGAAGCCCAACAAUUUCUGAACAGUGCAAAUCUUCGAGGUCUAGACAAUAUUGACUAUGCUCCUAAGACAAGUGAAAAUGAACUUCCAGAAUCGCGCAAUGAAAAAGGUGAGUUCGUAUAUAUGGGUCGUUUAAUAGAUCACCCUGAGGAAUACGUGGAAGAGCAUUAUGACGCUCACCAAUAUCAUGGACAGGACGGAUUAGGUCAAUAUGUGUAUGGUUAUCGUGAUUGGAAUCAGGGCAAGAAUGAAAAGAAGGACGACUCAGGUACAGUGAGUGGUUCAUAUAAGUAUGUUCAACCUACUGGUCGAGAUUUUGUGGCCAAAUACUACGCGGAUCGUACAGGAUUUCAUGUCGAAGAUAACCGACCAGCUCAUUUGAAGGAGCCUGCCACCAAAACGCCAGCAGUUCGCAAAGCAGAGGAAGAGCAUUUUAAACUGUGGGGUGAAUUAGCAGCUGCCAACGGCAAUAACCCUGAUCCAUUUGCCCCUGAAUAUCAACAGCAACGCAAUGAGCCUGCUGAAUCGGAAUACAAGGAAUAUGUUCACCAAGAACCACCUUAUGUUCCUGGACCUGAGGAAACUGGUCCUCCUCGAGGUUUCUUCUACGCUUUUGACUAUAAUGUACCGUUAUUGCGCAACAAGAAAGAACGCGAGGAGUUGGAGCAUCUCCGAGCGGAUUAUAAGAAUAAUGAGUAAAAUAUAAUAAAGUUUUUUUCAAAUACAAUCGAUUCAAUCGAUUGUUUUUUAUAUCAAUCAUACAUUUAGUUGGUUUUAAAAGUAUGUACAAUUAAAACGCUAUACUAAACACAAGUGAGAACCUCAUUUUUUUUUUAAUAUAGGUAGUUGUGAAUUACGUUUCGUUAUUAAUACAGUAAUAAUAAGAAAAGAAAAGAAUAAUGCCCUCAUAAAAAUGUUUCUCAGAAGUCAUACAUCUACCAUUGGUUAUUAUUCAUAAAUACCAUGUAAAAUAUAAUCUCUUCGAAAGUGUUGAAGCAACCAAAAUGUUUCGAACAUAAAAUUUAAUAAAAAAAAACUAUUAUACUCUGUAGCAACAUGUUGCCAGAGUAUAAAUGUUAAUUUCAAAGAAAUGUUUAUAUUGUAGUAACAAUUCAUAUCCAGUUGCUCCAUCAAUUGAGGAAAAAAAUUAUUCAAUUGAAAUCUGCUUUCGGUACCAAUGUUAAUUUAAUAAAGACAAUAAUAUAUGUCGUUUAUUAAAGAAAAUUGCACACACAUUUACGCACUUUUUAAUUUAAUUUUGUAAAAUUUUAUCAUGUACGUACAAUUUACAAUAUAUUAGAUUUUUUUGCUUUCGAAAAACCAGAUAUCGGUAUUUUACAAUCUUAAUAUUGCAACUAUAGCAGAUCCACUUCGCACUUUUGACGGUUUUACUAGGAAUACAAAGGCAUCAGAUUUUACACCCGUAAAAAAUAUUCCUAAAAAUUUACUGAGAUAUCUUUCAUACUGACUUCUCUCUCAGAAACAAGAAGUACAAGUGGUGUAUACUUGUGUUAAACUGUAUUUUAGCAAAGCACUUGAAACUUGAAAGAGCUUACAUAAAACAGCCAGAUAUGAAUAUACGUAUUUCUGGAAUUAACUUCUAAUAGAAAAAUGUAUCACGAUAAGGUUAAACGAACUUAAAUAUUAUUUUAACAUAAUAAAACAAAUACCUUAUGGCUUUCCAUGUAUCCAUAGUUGCUUUUGAGGAAAAUAUAACUUAUAUAAAAAAUCA